Molecule: messenger RNA, 5627 nt
Organism: Oncorhynchus masou masou (cherry salmon)
Lineage: Eukaryota; Metazoa; Chordata; Actinopteri; Salmoniformes; Salmonidae
Product: zinc finger protein ZFP2-like
Exons: 4
Coding region: 2878-4977 (699 amino acids)
Biological process (GO): regulation of transcription by RNA polymerase II
Molecular function (GO): RNA polymerase II cis-regulatory region sequence-specific DNA binding; DNA-binding transcription factor activity, RNA polymerase II-specific
Source: RefSeq, a predicted model, not a curated record
UGCAGUGCAUAUUGCACUACAGCAAAGACUGGAUCUCUGGCAACGGUCGGAGUUGAGCUUCCUACGUAACGUUUAACUUUAGCUAACUAGCUAAAGUUACACCACACAGAACAAUUAUUAAAACAAAUAUUUUGUUACACGUUACGUUGUCUAAUAACAGAGAGGACGAGGUAAAAAUUAGAGGCCUAAUUCGGCGGGAAGUCCGUACGGCAUGAAGCUUUUUUUUCGCCAACCAAGCAAGGAGUUUUUGUAUGGAGGUCAAUAAGCGUCGAAUUUGGGCAUAAAAAAGUUGAUUGGAAGUUUUGUAAUGGUCAUAGGUUGUUACGAGUGUACUGGCAUAAGUAGGACACGUGACAAACCAGCAACUCAGCGAGAGAACCAUCGGUAGUGGUCUCGAAAUGGCUGUACAUAUUUAUAGCAUGAGGCCUAGUAGCAUAGCAUCUCACUCAAUUGUUAGGGCAAGAGACAAGUAUCUUGUCAGUAUAUCCAUAAUCUUUGCUAAUUUAAUAGUUUAUCCACUAUGAUAGUCUUUGGCGUAACUAUGAUUACGUUAGUUCUAGAGUGCAAUAGCAAAGACAGUACAGUAUAAAGAUGGACAGAAACUGCUUCUCCUAUAGAAAUCCCCGAUCACGCUUGGAAGCUAUGUCAAUGUGACGUUGGCUAGCUAUGCCGCGUUCAAAACAACUCGGAACUGGUAACUCAGUAAUUUCUGACUUCAGUGUGUUCAAAGCAAUUGGGAAACCGGAAAUAGACAAGCUUCGACUGGGAAUAUCGUUUUAAAUUGUCAUCCAACUCGGGAACUCUGGUUUAUUUGUUGAGAUCCGAAUUGAAGAUUACCGAUUUCAUAAUUUCAACCUCGUAUUUUUAUCUGUUCCCAGUUGUCUUGAAUGCACCAUUAAGCUCAUCGGGUCUAAUGGUCGUCACACCUAACUGCGCAUGUGCAGGCCGUCAACUCAGACACUCCUUCAAUAUAAACGUGUCAGUUUAUAACUUUCAGGAGGUCUGAUUAAUAACAUGUUCAGCUACUUAAAGGAACAUUUACUCUACUCUUAAGGUAUCAGCAGUCAAAGUAUUGGACCUUUGAGAAGCAGUGUCAUCGGUGUUGUGCCUUUUAGAUUUUGAGAAAAGGAACUAAAGAAUAAUUUUUCACUUGUCUCAUUGACCAUGUUUACAUGCACACCAAUGUCCUGUUAUUAUUCGGGAUACUCGAAGUGUUCUGUUUUUAAAUUGACAUGUAAACAGCAUAUCCCGUUUACAAUAUCACGGUUAUGAGAAACCCGGACAAGAUGCCUGGUAUAUGCUGAUACUGUGGCAUGUUAACAUCGUACCCCGUUUUGAAUAUCAUGGGUGUUGUGAUGUUUUCAAACAAUCUGGACUGUAUAGCCUACUGGCUACUUUCAUGCCUAAUUUAGACAACUUUCUGCUUAUAAUUUCUGCCAUUUGCUAGGCCAUAUUAUAAUUUUCAGACAUUGAUUUAUUCAAUAAAUGUUCCUUUUGUUCGAUACUCUCUCUUUAUAUCCGAAAACCUCUCUUUUGUUCACGCGUUUUCUUCGGUAAGCCACAGGCUCAAACACAGUCACAACAGGCAGACGACAAAUCCAAAUUGUAUCCGUAAAGUUCAUAGAAACAUGUCAAACGAUGUUUAUUUUCAAUCGUCAGGUUUUUAGCCUAAAUAAUCGAUAAUAUUUCAACCAGACAUUAACGUUUUCAAUAUAAAAGGUAAACAAGAAAGGCACUCUCUCGGUCGUGCUCAUGAAAAAGCUCUGACACGGCAGGGUCCACUCAUUCAGACUGCUCUUACUCCCUCAUUUUUCAGAAUACAAGCCUGAAACAAUUUCUAAAGACUGACAUCAAGUGGAAGGCAUAGGAACUGCAAUUUGAGUCCUAAGUCAAUGGUUACUGUAAUGGCAUUGAAUAGAAAACUACAAAAAAAUCCUACUUCCUGAAUGGAUUUUUCUCAGGUUUUCGACCUGCCAAAUCAGUUCUGUUAUACUCAGACAUUAUUUUAACAGUUUUGGAAACUUUAGUGUUUUCUAUCCAAAUCUACUAAUUAUAUGCAUAUUCUAUCUUCUGGGCCUGAGUGGAAGGCUGUUUAAUUUGGGCACGCUUUUCAUCCAAAAUUCCAAAUGCUGCCCCCUACCCUAGAGAAGUUAAGCAGACCAGUUUGGGGUUUGAGAAGUCAGUAAGGGAAGUGAGAAAUUCUAACAAAUCUAGCCACAACCUAGAUUUGAGUUAAUGUUUUCAGUAAUUGAACAUGUUAUGACUCCAACCUUGUGAAAGUGACAAACUGACAAGUUUUAAUUUGAGUCAAAAACAUCUUUAUCGGAGUGCUUUUGAUUUGAUGGCCUGCACAUGCGCAGUAUGGCUUGAGACGACCGUUAGGUCCGAUGACGUUUCUGCGCAUGUACCUAGCUAGCCAAUGUCGCCAUGCCAUCGCCUAGAAGCGUGAUCGGGGAUUUCUAUUGUCUUCAUGCUGUACAGUCUUUGGUAAUGUCAUCUUUUUGUAGGUACGAACACCGCCAUGGUUCGUUUGGACAAAGUCUAUGGGGAAAUGAAUGGAGAUUUUUGUCGCGUUUUUGGAUAAACGCCAAAAGUUAGGUCUAUGGUAAACGCAGGCUUAUGAGUUCUUAUACGUUUUGUUCAGUGAGAGAGUCUUCAUCAGGUAACAACUUUUUGUGAAUUUUGAAGCAUUUAUCAGAAAAAUCACAAAGGCUUCAUAGUUCAUGAAGGUCAGGUUAACCAACGACUAUGUCAUAGAACAAAACCUAUAAGAUCUCCUAAGCCUGUGUUAACCUCAGCCCUUUUUUUCUGUGUUCAUUCCAAAACCCUAUUCUUUCCCCAUAGGAAUGGCUGAACGAACCAGAGCUUUGCACAAUUAUGAAUCUUGUAACAGGGGAGGCUAUUAGGAAAAUCUGCCAACUAUUCCUAGUGGCCUCCUCAAGUUUACAUAAUGAGAACAAUAAAUUGAAGACCAAGGUGGAGCAGAUGAAUGAAGAUAUGAAGGCAUUGACUGAGAAGGCUGAACAUUAUAGAGCAUCACUGGCUAAAAUGCAGACACAAGCAGAACCGAAAGGACCCACGCAUAUUCUGCUUAAUGGAAUGAUUUUUGCAAUACCACCAGUUGGUCUCCCAAUAUUGUCUGGAAUGACAGCGACUUCAACAUUGCCAGGGAAUGUCAGUCAAGCAAACCCAGUCACGAACGCCAUGUCAGUCUCUGCAGGUCCUGCAAAGGUUUGCAGUAAACCCACAGAGAUGUCUUCAUUGGAGAAUGACUCCUCUCUGGGAGACACAGAUGGACUGAAUACAGACCCCUCACCAAGAGACACUGAAUCCAACGUUGAGCAUAUGAGAGCUGCUCUGCCAGGGAGCAACGAGAGAGACGGCCAUGAAAGCCAGAAAAACAGCAAUACUACUAAAAGGAUGCGAUCCAAAGAAAACAAAUGCUUCAAGUGUGAUGUUUGUGAGAAGACCUUCAGCCGGAAAAACCUACUGGUACAACACAAGCUAACUCACACAAGACCCUUCAAGUGUGAUGUUUGUGAAAAGACCUUCAGCAGGAAGGGGUCACUGGAAGCUCACAAGCUAAUUCACACACUGGUACAUCAGAUGCUAAUUCACACAGAAGAGAGGCCAUUCACUUGUGGUCAAUGUGGCAAAACAUUCAGAGUGUCCAAGCAGCUCGAACAUCACAUGUUGCGUCACAGAGAAAAAACAUUCAGUUGCAAAGUUUGUGGAAAUGUUUUGUCUACCAAGAAAGAUCUGGAACGACAUCAGCUUGUUCAUGCAGUGGAGAGACCGUUCAAGUGCCUGACUUGUGACAAGGGUUUCACGUCAAGGAAACUGCUUAUCGAGCACGAGAGAAUCCACACCGGUGAAAAACCAUACACCUGUGCUGUAUGUGGAAAGAGUUAUAGACAGCAUGGUGGCCUAAAUAUUCAUAUGCGAAGACAUACAGGUGUACGUCCGCAUUCAUGUUCAGAGUGUGGUAAGGGUUUUAUGACAAGCAGCAGCCUCAAAAACCACAUGGUUGUUCAUACAGGGGAGAAGGCAUUUACAUGUGAGACAUGUGGAGCUGCUUUCGGCCAUAAGGGAAACCUUGUGAGACACCAAGUGCUUCACACAGGGGAGAGACCGUACAAAUGUGAAGUGUGUGGGAAAAGCUACCUUCAGUCCACCGACCUAAAAGCUCACAUGCACCGUCAUGGGGCAACCAAACCAUUUAUGUGUGACCUAUGUGGGAAGACUUUUAUGUACAAUUUUCAAAUGAGACGACACCAUCUAAAAUGGCACACAGCUGAAGGAGAGAAGCAGAGGGUACGAAAGAGAAAAGAGAGAACGAGAACCGCCAGGAGAGCGGGAACCUCAACAAAGCCAUUCAGCUGCGACAUAUGUUUGAACGGCUUCAGCUCCAUGCUAACUCUGAAAAACCAUCAACGAAGUCACACGGGACAAAAGCAAUACUCUUGUUCCAUUUGCGGAAAAACCUUUGCCUAUAAAAAUACUUUUGACUAUCACAUGAGACUUCACAGUGGGGUGAAGCCCUACGCUUGUAAAUACUGUGAAAAGAAAUUUGUUCUUAGGCAAGCUCUAGAAGGACAUGAGCGAACCCAUACAGGUGAAAAGCCCUUCAAAUGCAGUUAUUGUGACAAGACUUUCUCAGUCAACACCAAUCUCAAAAGGCAUGAGCGAGUCCACACGGGAGAGAAGCCAUUCAAAUGUGACGUCUGCGGGAGAGGUUUCAGCCAAGCCAACAACGUCAAAGCCCACAUGCAAGUCCACACUGGAGUUAGGCCUUAUUAUUGCAAGAGAUGUGGAAAGGGCUUUUCUGACAUAAGACACUACAAAAACCAUAGCUGUAAUGGUGUUGCAGCAACAUGUGAUCGGUCUCGUAAAUCUUCAGACCGUUCUUUCAGAAGUAGGAAAGGAGGUGAAGACAGCAGUGCUUGCCAUAAUGCUGCUGUGAUGUCGACUCAGUGAUAUAAUCUCUAUCAUUCAGUGGGGCAACUUCCUGCUUUCAGACAUCAGGAACAACAUGGAUGUAUUCAGUAGGGUGAUAAGUUAUCGGGUGAGUUUCUGGAAAGCCUUGUAGAAAAUUAGAAAACGUUCUUUAGGAAAUUAGAUGAGUGCCUGCUGUAAUGCUUGGAGAUAUUGCUGUAAGUCUUAGGGUCAUUGUUCAUUAGCCCACAUUCUCAUGGACGUGUUUAUUUCUGACUGCUGAAUCAUUUACAAAUUUUUUUUCUUCUAUUGUGUAAAUCAUUAAACACCUAAUUCAUGUGUAAAUAUCAGAACUUCUCAUUUACAUUAUUGUCAGUCGGGUACAUAGGACCGCUAGAUUAGUUAUUCAGGUGAUUGUCCUGAUUGGACAAAAAUCCUUCAUUCUUGUAUUUAUUUUUUUAUACAGUAUAUACGUACACUAAGUGUAUAAAACAUUAAGAACACCCGCUCUGUCCAUAUACAUAGACUGGGUGAAUGGGCAUAUCAAAAAAUGUGUAAGUGCCUUUUAAACGGGUAUGGUGGGGGUGGGCAACGCAAUAUUAGGAAGGUAUUACUAAUGUUUGGUAUACUCACUGUAUAUAUGUUGGCAUUAAAAUGAACCUGAAGACCUUUUUUCCUGGUUUCUAAACUUU